This is a messenger RNA of Acomys russatus (golden spiny mouse), 687 nucleotides long. It is a transcript of the gene Sapcd1, whose product is annotated as suppressor APC domain containing 1. The transcript has 3 exons. The coding region runs from base 44 to 538 and encodes 164 amino acids. Lineage: Eukaryota; Metazoa; Chordata; Mammalia; Rodentia; Muridae. The record is from RefSeq and is a predicted model, not a curated record.
GGGGAGGGACCAGGCCUGGCUCCGCCCUUCCCACUUCAGAGCCAUGGAGCGCCCCGGUCCUGGUGGGCCACCCCUGGUGCAGGCGCCCUACACAGUUCUGCUGCUGCCACUGGGGACAAGCCUCCAGGACCCAGGGGCCCAAGGCUUCUUCCUCUGGCUGCAGACGAUGCAGGCCCUGGAGAGGGAACAGGACGCUCUGUGGCUGGGCCUGGAGCUGCUGGAGUGUGGCCAAGCCUGGUUUGCAGAGCGUCUGAGGGGAGCACAGCAACAGCAGCUGCGUCUGGGGGCCCUUGGUGAGGACUUCCUCCUGGACUCCCAAGCAGAGGCUGAUGUCCCCCAGCUAACCCAGAUCCACAAGGUGAACGCUUGUUUGCGCAGCCUGCUUCAGAAGGUCAGUUUAUUGUUUCUAAUUUCCAGGCUUCAGGGGGGGGGGGGCUUACAAAGUCACACAGACCCAGCCUCCCCCACAUCCACUCGCAAGGCUGGUUCCUGCACAGCCCAGGACAGGGGGGAAAUGUCAGGGAAAGAGACCCUGUAGCAGUGGGUAAACUGAGGGGUGAGACCAACCCGACCCGAAGGGCGGGAACCAGUCAGGUUCUCUCUUCUCUAGGAGCUGCCAAAGCAGCAGAAAGGAGUCGCCCAGUCCGUGGGAGAGGCGGCUCUGCCAGGCUCCUCCCAGGGGCAGAA